Messenger RNA from Amaranthus tricolor (Joseph's coat), 771 nucleotides. Its product is annotated as protein FAR-RED IMPAIRED RESPONSE 1-like. The record is from RefSeq and is a predicted model, not a curated record. Gene Ontology annotation, molecular function: zinc ion binding. Gene Ontology annotation, biological process: regulation of DNA-templated transcription. NCBI's taxonomy places the organism in Eukaryota, Viridiplantae, Streptophyta, Magnoliopsida, Caryophyllales, Amaranthaceae. The transcript has a single exon. The coding region runs from base 1 to 771 and encodes 256 amino acids.
AUGAAGAAACUAACUGAUAAAUUCUGUUGUUGGCAUAUAAUGAAGAAACUAACUGAUAAAGUUUCUAUUGAGUUACGUAAUAAUGAUGAGUUUUUAAGAAGAAUUAAUAGACUUGUAUAUAAUAGGGAUAAUGAGCCCCAUGAAUUUGAAGAUCAGUGGUUAAAAAUGAUGUCGGAUUAUGAGCAUGCUAAUUUAAGAAAUAAUAAAUGGUUGAAUAGUAUGUAUGAUAUUAGAGAAAUGUGGGUCCCCGCAUAUUUUAGAGAUAUUUAUAUGGGUGGUUUGUUUAGUCCAACACCUAGGUCGGAAAGUGAGAAGAAUUUUUUCAAUUACUUUGUGAACAAAUUUCUUACAUUAGUUGAACUCCAAAUGAGGUUUCAAAGUGCGAUGGGUGUUCAACGUUAUAUGAUGCAGACACUAGAUAGUAAAUGCAAGUUAUAUUCUGCAGCUUUGAAGACUCGUAUCGCUCUUGUAAAACAUGCUUCUAGUGUCUACACAGAUGUUGUUUUUAAGGAUUUUCAAGAACAAAUUCUUAGUGCACGCGAUGAGUGUGGUUUUGAAAAGAAUUUCGUUAGAGAUGGCAAGGAUGUGUAUCGUGUGGUACAUUUCAACACUGGGACAAUUUUUGAAGUUGUGUAUGAUGCACAAACAUUGUAUGUUGAUUGCUCUUGUAAGUUAUUCAAAAGAGUAGGAGUCUUAUGUAAGCAUGCAUUAUGGGUUUUGCAUGCAAAAGGCAUUAAAUAUCUGCCAGAACCUUAUAUAUUGAAAAGCUAG